Messenger RNA from Penicillium pulvis, 522 nucleotides. RefSeq names its product methyltransferase family protein. Gene Ontology annotation, molecular function: protein C-terminal S-isoprenylcysteine carboxyl O-methyltransferase activity. The transcript has a single exon. Gene Ontology annotation, cellular component: membrane; endoplasmic reticulum. The coding region runs from base 1 to 522 and encodes 173 amino acids. The record is from RefSeq and is a predicted model, not a curated record. Gene Ontology annotation, biological process: C-terminal protein methylation. NCBI's taxonomy places the organism in Eukaryota, Fungi, Ascomycota, Eurotiomycetes, Eurotiales, Aspergillaceae.
AUGUACCACACUUUGAUAACUGUUUUACCGGUUUAUGCGCCCGAGUACAUGGCGCAGGUGUGUCCGAACACGAGGAACCUCAACCCCGCAAUCUUCGAAUGGAGCCCAACCACCACCCUUGCUUUAGCGAUGAUCUAUAUCGGUGCUACAGUCCGCAUCAUGGCGUACGGUGGCUUGGGUCGGUUAUUUACCUUUCAUCUUGCGCCGCCGGACCGACUUGUUACCUCUGGUAUCUAUCGCUGGAUUCAGCACCCAAGCUACUCGGGGUUGACGCUUAUUAAUGUGGCGACAUUCAUGUUGUUUGUUCGUUGGGAUGGUCUGUUUGCGUGUUGGAUUCCAGAGUCUACGCUGGCAAUACUUGAUGGGUGGGGUAUUCCCAUCAUUUCUACUGCUGUGAGCUUUCAGGUGUUUCUCUUGGCUUUGCGAGUGAGGGAUGAAGAAGACAUGCUAAACCGCAAAUUUGGGAACGAGUGGGAAGAAUGGCAUGCUAAGACCAAGAGAGUUAUUCCUGGGAUUCUUUGA